AUGAAGGGGACACUUCUUCUGCUGGCCUUGCUGGUGCUUGGAGAGCUGGGCUUCCAGACAACGGAAGCAUGUGUUCCUUUCUUUGCUGCCUAUGCGGGUCUUAUCUCUGGAAGCAGGUUAUGGUUGCAUCACGAACUUGCAGCAUUUGAUGGUACUGAGGAGGAAAAGGUGGCCUUUGAAAAAAUCCAGGACUGCUACAAAGAAGAAAGAAUAAAAAACAUAUUACUGGAACCCAAAAUUUUGGAAGCCAUGCUCUUCAGUGAAGAAUGCAUGAAAUACUAUUCCAAAGAAGUCAUAGAAAAAAUUAAGGAAAUAUUUGCCAUGAUAUCUGAUCAUUAG
Molecule: messenger RNA, 339 nt
Organism: Apodemus sylvaticus (European woodmouse)
Lineage: Eukaryota; Metazoa; Chordata; Mammalia; Rodentia; Muridae
Product: secretoglobin family 2B member 24-like
Exons: 3
Coding region: 1-339 (112 amino acids)
Source: RefSeq, a predicted model, not a curated record